This is a messenger RNA of Chrysochloris asiatica (Cape golden mole), 2235 nucleotides long. RefSeq names its product N-acetylglucosaminidase, alpha (gene NAGLU). Lineage: Eukaryota; Metazoa; Chordata; Mammalia; Afrosoricida; Chrysochloridae. The transcript is spliced from 6 exons. Bases 1 to 2235 code for a protein of 744 amino acids. The record is from RefSeq and is a predicted model, not a curated record.
AUGGAGGCGGUGACGGUGGCCGCGGCUUUGGGUUUCCUGCUCUUGGCCGGAGCAGGGAACUCGGCCGGGGACGAGGCUCGGGAGGCGGCGGCCGUGCGGGCCCUCCUGGUACGGCUGCUGGGAUCCGGGCCGGCAGCUAACUUCUCUGUGACGGUGAAGCGCUCUCUGGCGGCGGAGUCCGGCCUGGACACCUACCGCCUGAGCGGCGGCGGCGCAGAAGCUCAAGUGCGGGUGACGGGCUCCACGGGCGUGGCCGCCGCCGCGGGGCUAUACCGCUACCUGCGCGACUUCUGCGGCUGCCACGUGGCCUGGUCCAGCUCCCAGCUGCACCUCCCGCAGCCUCUGCCCGCCGUGCCCCAGGAGCUGACCGAGGCCACACCCAACAGGUACCGCUAUUACCAGAAUGUGUGUACACAAAGCUACUCCUUCGUAUGGUGGGACUGGGCCCGCUGGGAGCAGGAGAUUGACUGGAUGGCGCUGAACGGCAUCAACUUGGCGCUGGCCUGGAGCGGCCAGGAGGCCAUCUGGCAGCGGGUGUAUCUGGCUUUGGGCCUAACUCAGUCAGAGAUUAAUGAGUACUUCACUGGUCCGGCCUUCCUUGCCUGGGAGCGCAUGGGCAACCUGCACAGCUGGGGUGGGCCUCUGCCCCGUUCCUGGCACCUCAAGCAGCUUUACCUUCAGCAUCAGAUUCUGGACCGGAUGCGCUCGUUCGGCAUGAUCCCAGUGCUGCCUGCGUUCGCAGGACAUGUCCCCAAGGCUAUUACUAGGGUAUUCCCUCUGGUCAAUGUCACCCAGAUGGGCAGCUGGGGACACUUCAACUGCUCCUACUCCUGCUCCUUCCUCCUGGCUCCGGGGGACCCCAUGUUCCCCAUUAUUGGGAGUCUCUUCCUGCGGGAGCUGACCAAAGAGUUUGGCACAGACCACAUCUAUGGUGCCGACACUUUCAACGAGAUGCAGCCCCCCUCCUCAGAGCCUGCCUACCUCGCCGCAGCCACUGCUGCUGUAUACCAGGCCAUGACCACAGUAGACCCUGAGGCUGUGUGGCUGCUUCAAGGCUGGCUCUUCCAGCACCAGCCCCAGUUCUGGGGGCCUGCCCAGAUUGGGGCUGUGUUGGGGGCUGUUCCCUGUGGCCGUCUCCUGGUUCUCGACCUGUUUGCUGAGACCCAGCCUGUGUACACCCGCACGGCUUCCUUCCAAGGCCAGCCCUUCAUCUGGUGCAUGUUGCAUAAUUUCGGGGGCAACCACGGCCUGUUUGGAACUCUGGAGGCUGUGAACCAAGGCCCUGCAGUUGCCCGCCUCUUCCCCAACUCCACCAUGGUGGGUACAGGCAUGGCCCCUGAAGGCAUUGGCCAGAAUGAAAUGGUCUACGCCCUCAUGGCUGAACUGGGCUGGCGGAAGGACCCAAUACCAGAUUUAAGGGCCUGGGUGACUAAUUUUGCUGACCGGCGGUAUGGGGGCCACCAGCAGGGUACAGAGGCAGCAUGGAGACUCCUGCUCAGGAGUGUCUACAAUUGCUCUGGCGAGGCCUGCAGUGGGCACAAUCGCAGCCCACUAGUCAAGCGACCGUCCUUACAGAUGAACACCACUGUCUGGUACAACCGAUCAGAUGUAUUUGAGGCCUGGCGGCUGCUGCUAACAACUGCUCCAACCCUGGCCACCACCCCAGCCUUCCGCUAUGACUUGCUGGACGUCACUCGCCAAGCAGCCCAGGAACUGGUCAGCUUGUACUAUGAGGAGGUGAGGACUGCCUACCUCAACAAGGAGCUGGUUCACUUGCUUAGGGCUGGAGGCGUCCUGGUCUAUGAGCUUCUGCCUGCAUUGGAUGAGGUGCUGGCUAGUGACCACCACUUCCUGCUGGGCAGCUGGCUGGAGCAGGCCAGGAUGGCAGCGGUCAGUGAAGCUGAGGCCCACUUCUUUGAGCAGAACAGCCGCUACCAGCUGACCCUGUGGGGACCUGUGGGAAAUAUCCUAGACUACGCUAACAAGCAGUUCGCAGGAUUGGUGGCUGACUACUACACCCCCCGCUGGCAGCUCUUUGUGGGGACAUUGGUUGAGAGCUUAGUCCAAGACGUACCGUUCCAACAACACCAGUUUGAUAAGGAUGUCUUCCAGCUGGAGCAGGCCUUUGUUCUCAGCACAAAGAGAUAUCCUAGCCAGCCGCAAGGUGACACUGUGGACUUGGCUAAGAAACUCUUCCUCAAAUAUUACCCUCAGUGGGUAGCCGGCUCCUUGUGA